Saccoglossus kowalevskii is the source of this 828-nucleotide messenger RNA. RefSeq lists its product as uncharacterized. The record is from RefSeq and is a predicted model, not a curated record. NCBI's taxonomy places the organism in Eukaryota, Metazoa, Hemichordata, Enteropneusta, Harrimaniidae.
AAAACAUGGUGACGUACGCUUUUCCACUGUUGAAACCUUCCUACUAACAUCUGAGUUGUGACUAUAAUCACGCUACUGUGUAACCUCAGAAAACUGGUGACGUGUGCUCUAGCUGUGAAAGCGACAACAACCCAUGAUUCUAAAAAUGUCCGCCAAGCUAAGCCUGUGCGUAUUGUUGCUGGUACCGUUGCUAUGCCGAGCAAAGCAAGGAGGAAUGCCACUUUCUCCUGGUGUGGCAACUCAGCAUUGCGGGGCUUGUGGUGGAUACUGUGCCGAAGAAUGCAAGCAUUUUACACCCUCGACCGAGUGCGCAUGUCCGGAGCCAAAUAUGACUUGUUGCAAUGGUGAUGGAUUUGGUGGGAACUUGUGUAAAGAAGAAUGCGGUGGAAAAUGUCAGAUUGCAGGAUGUGGAAGAAACGAGGUGAAAUCGUCCAAAAUUGAAUGCAAUGUCGACUGUAGAAAACAACCUAUCGCAGAUGUCGAUGUCAUGUGUUGCGUGCCCACGACUGACUACGAAGAUUUGUAGCUGCCAGUUACGGAAAAGUUAUUUUAACUUUUCAAGAUGAACGUCAUAUAAACAUUUGAUUCUAUUUCUGUUGGAAAAAACACUUCAAUCGAUGAUGCUGUUACAUGAUAUUUGACAUGCUGAGUUUAAUUUGGUGCAUGAAAUUACAAUAUGGGUUCAGUGGUGAUACUAGUUAUGUUUCUUAUAUAUAUUCUGGAUAUAAUGUAGUUUCAUCCAUCUACAUGGCUCCUCUCACGCAUUAAAUAAAACUUCGAUAGUUUGCGACGAUUUGAUCCAACGACUGAGCGAAAUCAGAAACCAAA